CCUCGUAUACUCAACUACUUCCCCCAAUAUAAACCAAAUCUAGUAGGUGACCAAUAUAAGGACUUCUACUAUAUCAAGCUAAUACUAAGCUAUAUAUAUCGUAAUCCCAAUAAGCUCAAGACUAUAGAUAACAUAGUCUUUAAGAAAUAUAGCGAAGCUUAUAUAUAUUGUCUCAAUAUCUACAAGCAUCCUAACAACUACUACAAUAAGGUCGUUGUUCCUAACCUAGACAAAGAGUUCAAAGAGGGUCUAAACAAGGAGCUAUAG
This is a messenger RNA of Thermothielavioides terrestris NRRL 8126, 267 nucleotides long. RefSeq lists its product as uncharacterized. NCBI's taxonomy places the organism in Eukaryota, Fungi, Ascomycota, Sordariomycetes, Sordariales, Chaetomiaceae. The transcript has a single exon. The annotation marks the transcript as partial. The record is from RefSeq and is a predicted model, not a curated record.